CGCAGUGCCUGCGCGACGGGCCGCUGACCGCCAGGUCAGCACUUCGAGUACCAGCCACUCCGCCGGCGAAAGCACUUUCUGCAGUGCUGACGUAUUUCCAUUGAUUAUUAAAGAGACAAAGAGCCCAACAGGAGGAAGCUCCACAGGCCUGCCUUUGGGAAUCUUCGCGACGAAGGGGGCACGUCCAUUCAAAUCGCGAGCACCGUAGAAGCAGCGCAGACUCGAGCCCGGGUUCCGCUGCCUCCCAAAGCCCCGGAGCAACAAUGGUGAACUGGAGACGGAAGCUAACCCAGAAGCUCACCAAGCCGAACCUUUGUGGGUCGCUGCGGGGUCUCGCGCUGCUAGUCCCGCCUCACUCCAAAGCCCCGCCCAGAUCAUGGAGUUGGGAGGGGAGGUUUCCAUGGUGACGGCAAACAGGCCCAGACUGAAGGGGCCACUUCUGGGUUACUACCCCUCGUUACCGCCAUGAUUCCCCCAGCGGACUCUUUGCUCAAAUAUGACACGCCGGUGUUGGUGAGCCGAAACACCGAGAAACGGACUCCCAAAGCUCGGCCACUGAAAGUCAGCCCCCAGCAGCCUGGACCCUCAGGGCCAGUCCCACAGCCACCAAAGACCAAGGUCCCCUCAACAUCCUGUGUCCCAGACCCUACAAAGCAGGCGGAAGAAAUCUUGAAUGCCAUUCUGCCCCCAAGGGAGUGGGUGGAAGACACUCAGCUAUGGAUCCAGCAAGUGUCCAGCACCCCCAGCACCAGGAUGGACGUGGUGCACCUCCAGGAGCAGCUGGACCUGAAGCUGCAGCAGCGGCAGGCCCGGGAGACCGGCAUCUGCCCCGUGCGCCGGGAGCUCUACUCGCAGUGCUUCGAUGAGCUCAUCCGAGAAGUCACCAUCAACUGUGCAGAGCGGGGGCUGCUGCUGCUUCGGGUGCGUGACGAGAUCCGAAUGACCGUCGCCGCCUACCAGACCCUGUACGAGAGCAGCGUGGCCUUCGGCAUGAGGAAGGCGCUGCAGGCCGAGCAGGGGAAGUCGGACAUGGAGAGGAGAAUUACAGAGCUGGAAACGGAGAAGAGAGACUUGGAGAGGCAAGUGAAUGAGCAGAAGGCGAAGUGUGAGGCCACCGAGAAGCGGGAGAGCGAGAGGCGGCAGGUGGAGGAGAAGAAGCACAACGAGGAGAUCCAGUUCCUCAAGCGCACCAACCAGCAGCUCAAGGCCCAACUGGAAGGCAUUAUUGCACCAAAGAAGUGAUAAUUUCCAUAUGGGUUGACAGAAGGUCUACUCUCCCAUCGUAAGCCCUUUGUAAUAAAAAGCUAGUUUCACGAGUGAACAAGCCAUCUACCCGCCCCUGAUCACCACCCACAUACUUGUUAGAAGUCAACGCUCUUGCCCCCAUGUCGUGAAACAGCUAAGGCCUGGCAGCCAGGCUCCUGGUGGGGCGCCGGAGGUGGUCGCACAGGUUAGUCUCAGUAUGCAGCUUGCUUUGGGAUUUGCCAACUCAAACGUUUAGGCUGAGAAUCAGCCUGUCUGCGGUGCCCUCCCAGCUGAAGCGAUGUUUUUUUUACCGCUCCGAACCACCAGAUUUCUGGCCAAAUGAAACUGCUUCCGCCUUCCUGACUGUUGGGGUCCAUAGUUCGUUCUGGACGUUAACUGGGGCUUCACACUAGAGCAGUUAGUGGGAUUUGUUCUGGAACUCGGUUUGGUAACGCAUGCCACCUGCCAGAUCUCCGGGGCCCCUUUCUUUAGGAAAACAAUGGCAGAGUCUCGCCUAGGAAAAGUCAAUGUUGGCUGCAAAGAUAGACAAGUUGGGGUGUCCACUGUCUUUGCACCUCAGAUUCCCCUCCAGUUGUAAGGCUCACCCCAUCCUGCAGAAGAAAACCAACCUAACCCGAGCACCCCAAACCCCUUUGCAGUUUUAAUGAUUAACGACCAGGCCAUAGACAGCUCCAGUUCUUAAGUUAAACUAGCCCGUCGGUGGCUCAGGCCUGUUCUGGUUUUGUAGACUCUUGACUACUGGCUUGGCAGCAGACAUCUCUAAUUCAGGGCAGACCAGGGUGGCCCAGGCACCCAGCUGGGUUCCCAACAGUCAGUCAAGUUUCCCAAGCACCAUACCAUCUGCAGGCACUUUCCUGGAACCCCUCAAGUGGGCAGGGCACCCUUGAGGUGGCCGGAGGGACUUAAUCCUCAGCAGAGAG
Molecule: messenger RNA, 2186 nt
Organism: Echinops telfairi (small Madagascar hedgehog)
Lineage: Eukaryota; Metazoa; Chordata; Mammalia; Afrosoricida; Tenrecidae
Gene: DNALI1
Product: dynein axonemal light intermediate chain 1
Exons: 7
Coding region: 466-1242 (258 amino acids)
Cellular component (GO): filopodium; axoneme
Molecular function (GO): dynein heavy chain binding
Source: RefSeq, a predicted model, not a curated record